Notechis scutatus (mainland tiger snake) is the source of this 2460-nucleotide messenger RNA. The record is from RefSeq and is a predicted model, not a curated record. Lineage: Eukaryota; Metazoa; Chordata; Lepidosauria; Squamata; Elapidae.
CAUUUUUAGGAAUUACGACAAAGCCUAAUGCCAACUGUUUCUCUUAUGUCCCAACAGGAGUAUCUGCAGCCACAGAAGGAAGAAAAUAGACUGGAGCAUUAUGGAUAUGACAUCCCCCUCUCCUUUCAUUGUCUCAACACAAAUCAAUGCAACAUCCGCUGGCAAAAACAGAACCUGCUAUGAUUCCGGCAUUAACGAAGAAGUGCUUGUUUAUGCAAUCUUCACUAUGCUUUUUUGUGUAUUGGGAAUGUUGGGCAAUGGCCUUGUGAUCUGGUUGCUGGGCUCCUCCGUUAAGAGGAACACUUUUGCCAUUUAUAUUAUCAACCUCUCUGUUGCAGACUUUGGUUUUCUCACCUUUGAGCUGAUUAUCGAAAUCCACUGGCUUUUUACACAUUUGUAUUGUGACUUUCCCUACGAACUCUUCCAAACAGGCCUGCUGUUAAUGUACAGUACAGGGCAAUUUCUCCUGACAGUCAUCAGCAUCGACAGGUGUAUUUCGGUCCUUUACCCAAUUUGGUAUCGAUGCCACCGGCCGGUGUAUAUGUUCACUGUUGUGUGUGUUGUCAUCUGGGCCGUUUCCUUCAUCCUCUCUUCAAUUCAUUUCACAAUUAUAGCAGUGGAUGGAUUUGGAAACAGUUAUACUCUGAUGUAUCAAUUCAUCAUUAAUGCUGUGCUUUGUCUCCCACUUAUGACCAUCUCCAGUGUCACCUUGUUUAUCAAAAUCUGCUUCAUAUCCAAAAGCCAAAGGCGGAGGCAGCUUUUGACAGCUAUUUUGCUCACACUUUUCUUCUUUUUAGUUCUGGCUUUUCCACUAAAUGCCUUUUAUUUUAUCCUGUAUGUUUUCAAAUAUAUACACCCCAACCUUGUACAUUAUGGCUACUUGUGUACCUGCAUCAACAGCGGCAUUAACCCCCUGAUUUAUUACCUGGUGGGGAGACAGAGGGGUAAAGCCAGGAAAGGCAUCAAAGACUUGUUUCAAAAAGUUUUCAAGGAGGAGGAACUCUCUACUGAUGAACUGGAGACAUCGGAAGGUUCCAAGAUCUGAAUGCUUUACUUUCACUCUUGUCAAUCAAAAGAUGCAUUUGUUUCUUUCCAAGCAAGCCCAUGUAUAUAUUUUUAUUUAAAAGAAACUAGACUUUAUGCUGAUUAAUUUCUGCAUGUAUCCAGAAUUGGUGCAGAUCGUUAUCUUUGUGGAAAGCAUAACAUUUCUCAAGUUGGACUAAUCUAUUUACCAAGUAUUAUCUGAAGACUAAUGAACUUGCUCUAAUUCAUCCUUCCCCAACUUGAGUGGCCUCCAAUUCUGUGUGCUUGAACUUCAAUGUCUAGCUAGUAGGAUUGUUGCUGAGAAUUUUCAAAGUUGGCAUGUACAUCAUCAGAGAAUUGCUAAGCCAUGGACUGACACAUGUAAGCUUCAAAAUGUCCCAGGUUCUAUCACGUACAUGACCAAUAGUGAAGGAUAAUGGAACCGUAGCUCUACACUACCUGGAGAAUCCUAAAUCUGUAUCUCCAUGAGACCAGGAUUCAUCAACUCAAUUGUAUCAAAAGGUGGACAACAAGAAAAUCAUAUUUAAAUAAAAAUAUUUUUGGCUGAUUCUAGAAGAAAAGAAUCAGAGAAAGACUGAAAGAAUUUCAAGUGGUAAUAUCUACAAACUGAUCUAUCUUCCAAUAUAUAUUGUAGUUAGAGCAAUUACAUUUCAACCAUUUGUUAUAGCUUUAUGGUCUGGGCAUACAUAAAUGAGAGGUUUAAAGGUUUCCUAUUAUAAGGACAGAAGCAACUGCAACUAAAAUAAUGCUGUAUAUUUAUUAUAGAAUGUUAAAAAAAUACCAUUAUUUACUCAGUGUAUUCCUCCUAAAGAGCUAUCAACAAAGCAUGGCGUUGCUCUUAACUUUUUUUGGGGGGGGGGGGGGGGGCUUUCUUGUGAAAGUGCAAAUGACUAUUUUAGACAAAAAAUUUCCAUAUAGUUCACUCGCUGUGGCUCCAUGUAGAGAAAAUGAAUUUUGCUAUGCUAGAAUCAUGUGGGGCUACCCAUAAAGAGUUUUUAAAAAUUCAAGUGGUGCAGGAAGGGUGGUAAUAGCAGUUUGGCAUUUUGAUUUUAUUGUAUUUAUUGUACCAUAUUGUCAAUGGUUGCCUAAUCAACUUUGAAAUUGUAGGUAUCAAAUUCCUAAAUAGUUCUGGGUUAACAUAUAUAAGAAGGUUUCUGCUCUCGUAUCAACAGAAGGCAAUUUGCCUGUCUUGGGUAAUAAAGGAAGCAUUCUAAGCUUUGUGGUUUCAUGCUUAAAAUUCAUUUAAAUUACACAGGCAUCACAAUUAUAGAAAUAAAUAGACGUUUAAGCCUGGGCUUAGCAAAGUUACUUUAGCCUUAAGCAACUUUAAUUGCACCAAGGAGCUUUUUUUCUUCUUCCAGUAAAUGCUGAUGAUAUUUUAUCUUUUAUAUGGUUAAAUAGAAGUUUAUACCUUCA